UUGGAAGGCGCAAGAAUAUGAAAUACCAAGUCGGGGAUACUCCAUCUUUUGGUGGUAUUACCGAAAUCCAGUUUCGACCGAAAGUGGGUAAAACUUACCGGAAGGUCAUUUCUUUAUAUGGGGUUAUAUGCUUUUACUACAGAUUCGGAUUCUGCGCAUAAAAAAAAAGUAACUUUUAUUUGAAACUUUUUCAACUUUCAACUAGUCCUGGACGAAAAUGUUUUUUUAUUGGAAAACGAAGAAAUAAGUAUUACCGACUUUCGGUUUCGACCGAAAGUAGUUCAAAUAGGCUGGAGCUCCAUUAUUUUAAACGGAAAUCCAUUAUAGAAAAAAAUUUCCUACAAAGGUAAUGUAUUUUUUCCGCAGAUUCCGAAUCUGUGAUAAAAACUUUAAUACUUCUGGUCAGUUAAACCUACUUCCAGUCGAAACCCGAAGUCGAUAAUACGACCAAAAGAUAAAGAGAGCAUCGCCGACUUGGCGAUUCACAUUAUUUCGUUUGCCAAUAAAAAAUAUUUUCGUUCAUUUAAAAAGCGGUGGACACCCUGUAUACAAACAUUUUUUUUGUCGCAAAAAGUUAUAAUUAAUAGAAUAAAUUUGUGUCAACAAGUCGUAAUUCUUCUUUUCAUCUCCACCUUCACACAGCAUGCUACCCAACGAGGGCUCACUGCUAUUCAAUAGCACGGAUGUACCACUCCUACCGAAAGUCACACUACAAAUUGUCGAUCUGUCGCAUCAACACGAAACGAAUGAUGUGCAAAUUGGACAAAAUCUAGAACUACAAAUCAUUGCUGAAUACUCACCACACCAGCAACAGUUGGUUAACUAUGCACUGCCACCAUUGCCCGACUUUCGCGCGACUUCGCUGAUUGCCAAAACACAGGACAAUCAAAAUUUCGUGCAACUCAUCGAUGAACGGGGCUGCCCCAUUGAUGUCACGGUAUUUCCCGCAUUGGAGCGUAAACACUCAACUACACAAAAUAUGUUAAGAGCACGUUUUCACGCCUUCAAAUUUGCCGGAUCUUCGUUAGUGAACUUCGAUGUGAAUAUACGUUUUUGUAAACAACGCUGUCCCGGAGAUAAUUGUUAUCCAUAUGCGAGCGGUGGUGGUGGUGGUGUUAGCACGAGCCCAAGCAAGGAUGACAGUUAUAGCAGCGCUACAGCUAAUCUUGUAAGUUCUGCUACACGAAAACGCCGCCAGAUCCGACCACCAAUUAGCGAAGAGGAGCCAGAGUCUCCACUCUCGGAUCGUUUUAAGGUUCAAAACCCCGUUUACAUAUCGACGGUGAUGGAUGUGCCCCAAGAACAGCUUGAAGAGAUGAAUUUGACGCGUGACUCAAAGACUGACAAUAUGUCGAUACAAGAUUUGGGCAUACUUCCACUGAACUAUAAUUUACACGUGCGUGGUCCCGAUCAGGUCAGCAGUAAUAGCUUUAUUUAUGGCGAGCGUGGCGUCUUACUGAUUGCGGGCAUUGAUCACAUGCAAUUGGACAACUUUUGCUUGAAUCAAAGCCUUCUCAUCGCUCUACUGAUUUUCUGGCUAAUCUUUCAGGUUGCACUCAUGUUCAGCUGCUGCUAUGUUAUACAGAAAUACAAACGUUUGGCAGUAAUGGAUGAAGAACGCCGAAAGAUCAAAGAGAGCCUAGACUACCUCGAAAGUCGACGCGUGCAUUGGGCGGAUCAAGGUGGUUACACGCUUUGAUAAUAAAUAAAUUCAAAUUUACACUUUUUCCUUGUAAAUAAAUCUUGAUUUUAGUGCAAGAAA
Molecule: messenger RNA, 1762 nt
Organism: Rhagoletis zephyria (snowberry fruit fly)
Lineage: Eukaryota; Metazoa; Arthropoda; Insecta; Diptera; Tephritidae
Source: RefSeq, a predicted model, not a curated record